Messenger RNA from Dermatophagoides pteronyssinus (European house dust mite), 1589 nucleotides. RefSeq lists its product as uncharacterized. The record is from RefSeq and is a predicted model, not a curated record. Lineage: Eukaryota; Metazoa; Arthropoda; Arachnida; Sarcoptiformes; Pyroglyphidae.
AUUGAAUUGUUUGAAAUGGAAUUAUAACUCAAAAUCAAAUCAAAUAAUAAUGAACAACAAAACAAAGCGAAAACAUUGAAAAGGUGCAAUUCUGCUGAAGAAAACAAUUUGUUUUAUUUUGCAUAAUCGUGUGGUUGGAAAAUGCUAUCAUCACUUGGCUAUUUAAUUAUUCUGGCGAUUGUGAUUGAAUCGUCAACUGUAGUGGCAACCAAUUCAACAACAAAAGAUGAAAUCUGCGAAAGAUUGCGCCAAAAUGAUGGUGCCCAUCUGAAUAUAUUGGCGGUGGGAAAAACGAAAAAGCGAUUAUUAUUGAUAACAAGUGAUUUCUAUGUCUAUGAUACACCGCUUGAAUCAUUGGAUUUGGCCAUAAAUAAAUUAUAUCUCAAAACACAACCAAUGAAAAUGUCGGAAAAAUAUUCUCAUCUUUAUCAAGAUCCACAAUUUGAACGUAUUAAAGAUGUGAUAUCCAUUGCAUGGAUUAUGAAUGAUCCGGAUAGUGAUUGGAUUUGUUUAACACCACGGUAUACAACUGGUUUAAGAGGUGUUAAUUAUGAUAUUGAUAAUUCCGAAGUGAGAUGGGGAUGGAAAUAUUUUAGUGAUAGUGAUAAUCCAAUAGUAUUGCUAUCAACAAAUCGACCAUGUCAAUAUUAUUCAUUACGGUUUCAUGAUGGUCUUUUAAUGAAUCGUUGGCAUUGUAUUGAUGGUGAUCGUGUUCGUACAACUAGUGGAAUAAUACAGAAAUAUAGAACUGAUUCGAUUUUAUGUUCAGAUUCGAGAGAUAGUGGCAAUAUUACUGCCCAAAGAUUAGUUAAAGAUGAACAAGGAAAUGUCAUAAUCAGAUGUCAUCGAGGCAAUCCAGUCAAUUGGCCAAUAGUAAAGGGAUUUGUUACCGAUGAUAAAUUUUAUCUAUUUGGUCGUUCAAAUAUCUAUAUAUUUAGUGAAGAUGUUUAUCAUAAUCAAGGUAAAGAAUAUCCGGUGGAAAAACGUAGUUAUGAUUCCUUUUUUAAUUGUGCCGGUAUUAUUCCACCAAGUGCUCUUUCCAAAUCCUAUUUUUAUCUGAUAAUGGGGGCAAUCAUACUGUUAUUGUUGAUAUUGAUGAUAAUAUUAUGGUGUAUAUUGGUCACUCGUCGUCGUCAUCGUCGUCCAGCAAUGGUGUCAUUGAUACAUGGAAAAACCACACGUUCAGGACUGAGUGACGUAUUGAAUAUGGCAAAAGUGUCAACAAAUAUGGCAAAAGUGUCAACAAAUAUGGCAAAAGUAUCAACAAAUAUGGCCACUACAAGAAGUAAAAGUAUGACACAACAAACCAUCCAAUCUAUUUCGAGGGUAAGCAGUCAUCCAAAUCGACCAUCAACCUUAUCGGGUGGAUUAUCGGGUGGAUCAGCGCACGUAACGGCUCGCACUGGCCUUGAUCUUAAAGCCAAUAGCGAAAAGAUCGGAACUAGCCCCAGUAAACCUAAUCAAUUGAAACGUUUAACAAUCAUACCAAGCAGUCGUCAUGGUGGAUCGAGCACAGCAUGAACAAUUCAUUUGAUUUGUAAUUUUGCUUUUAGUAAAUAAUUAAAAUAAAGAAGCAUUCUAAUAACUAA